GCAGCAGGACGGCUGUCAGUGCACAGGGGAUGGUGGUGGCUGCGUUUCCCUCCGCACCUGGAUAGUGCACAAUGUUUGGUGCAUGUGUUGAUUGUGCUGCGGCGCACGGAUAAUGGUCAGAUAAAGGAGAUAUAAGACAGUCUCAUCUUACUAUGGACAGUGCAUGGAACUGGCGUUGGAGGGUGCAGCAGCCCUAAUCCUUCAUAUUUGUCUUGGAUUAAAGCGGAGAUAUUUGGCGGUAUGAAGAUAUACUUUAGUACAUCCAAUGCAAUUCAAUUAAAGUGGCUGGAUUAAGGCAGCACUCUGCGGUGACCUGUGGCACUGUGGAUUAGGGGGCGUCCAAGCGAGGUGGAAUCAUUUUAAUUACUCCCACUUUCCCGAGGCGUUCGUCGUCUGCCAUUUAGAGAGGCACCGAGCUGCCGUGGGCAAACUUUAUUUCAGAGAAUAGGAGGGACUGGACAGUACUUCACGUAGUCGCCCAGGGUUGCCCGGUUGACACAAAAUAUUCAGCCACGAACUGGUCCGGCAUGUGCGGAAUAUAUGGUGAGUCCGAAAAUCGUCUUGGCGCUUUGUAACGGUGAGUUGGCGACAGCUGGUGUGUCUGGAUACCAAAGCAAUACUGAACCAAGACUAAUUGGUGCAUUGCCUUGGAGGAGUAUGUUUACGCACAACUCAUUGACAAUAAAUCCCCUGUAAUAAAACCAGUUUAUCUGACUCUUCUGCGCACCGCGGCUCAUGCAUUUACCUCCUGCACACCUCCGUGCACAAAUAUUCCAUCUGCGUUUGGAGACGCAGCGGCGGUGGAGACUUCGGAGUGGAAUGUCAGGAAAACACGGGGCCGCGUCCAUGGGAAGAGCGAUUAGGCCAUGUAGAAAGGAGCAUAUAUUUUUCCAAUGAGUGAAACAGUGUGCAGGCAACUGAGUGGACUUGGACUGGAACAUAGCAGGUGGCGAGCGAGCAUUGCUGUCUCAAGUGUGUCCAAACAAACGGGAACACAGAGGAAUGCAGGGACUGACGUCAAGAGGCCGACAAUGACCUACUCAAAAUGUUCCGAAGGUCUGCUGAUGUUUCCUCAGCCCCUUCACUACUAAUUGAGUGGAUUUUUUUCUGAAAUGUUUUUUGUGUGCUUUAUCCUUUUUACAAAUUGAACCAUAACUUCAGUAGCUUUUACUGUCACCCCAUAUUUUGUCUUUCUUUUUUCAAAAUCUACUUUGUGUGUGUGUGUGUGUGUUUUUAAUCCGGUUCCUUCUGUAUAGUUUUUUGCUUUUGGUUAGAUCAAAAAGUGACAUGGCAUCCCCCCAACAUCAACAACUGCUGCCUCACAACACAGAAGUGAGCUGUGACUCAAGUGGAGAUGGAGGCGUCUCUGUGAGGAUUGGCAGCAGUGUCAAACACAAGCAUGCAGGCGGGGCCCUGGGUUCAAUCGGGGGAGGCUUCAUGGGGGGAUCCAAACACUGCAAGUACAGCAUUUCCUCUAGCUGCAGCUCCGGGGAAUCUGGAAUCAGGAGGCCAGUGGUCAAGCGCUUUCGCACACAUAAGAAGAUGCCUCAGCUUUUUGAAAGAUCUGCAGGUCAUUUCUGGGACCCUAAGUUUGACUCUUCAAUCCUGGAGGAGGCCUGUAGAGAACGAUGUUUCCCCCAAACCCAGCGGCGCUUCCGCUAUGUGCUGUUCUACCUGGUUGCUGCUGGCCUCCUCUGGGGAUUUUACUUUGCUGCCAACCCUUCCCGCUGUGAUAGGAUUGCUUUUCUCCUUCCCACUGCAUCCUUCCUCCUUUUCUGCCUCCUCCUCUUCCUCUUAACUUUUACUAAGCUCUACUCAUGCUGCUACAACCAAGCAUCGCUAUUGCUCAUUGUUGUAACCUUCAUCCUCACCCUAGCCCCUCAGAUCCUGACAUCAGGCUUCAAGGACUCAGAGACUCCCACACCUACACUUGAUGUUGAGGAGUUCAGUGGCAUGGGGCCUACAUAUAACCUGUCCUAUGACAAGCUUGUGGGAGGUGGCACCUGGUCCCCCUGUCUUUCUCCUGUAGGCACCUUCUCUCUUUGUAUUGAGGUUCUUCUGCUGCUGUACAGUGUCCUCCAUAUUCGCCUCUAUGCUUCUGUCCUGCUUGGGUUCCUCUACUCUGUCUUUUUUGAGAGUUUGGGCUGGCUGCACCUGACACAGGCAGGAGAGAACUGGAGCAUAGUGUCUCAACCAGACUGGGAUAUGCUAAGUUGGCUGGGCCCAGCCAAAGCUUUGCUUCACCUCUGUGCCCACGCCAUUGGCAUUCACCUGUUCAUCAUGUCUGAGGUACGGUCACGCAGCACCUUCCUUAAGGUGGGACAAGCUAUCAUGCAUGGCAAAGAUCUGGAGGUGGAGAAAGCCCUGAAAGAGCGCAUGAUACACUCUGUCAUGCCCAGAAUCGUGGCUGAUGAACUGAUGAAGCAGGGUGAUGAGGAGAUUGGUGACAGCUCUGGUAAACGAUACUCUACAAGUGGUGCAGUAGCUGCCAUCUCCAGCCCUAAAAGCAAUAAACGCAAGAAAACCUCAAUUCCUCGAGGCCAGAUCAUCUUCAGACCCUUUAAUAUGAAGCGGAUGGAGCCCGUCAGCAUCCUCUUUGCAGACAUUGUAGGCUUCACUAAAAUGUCCGCCAACAAAUCCGCUCAUGCCCUCGUGGGGCUUCUGAAUGACUUGUUUGGGCGUUUUGAUAGACUUUGUGAGCUCACUGGCUGCGAAAAAAUUAGCACUCUAGGAGACUGUUACUACUGCGUGGCUGGUUGUCCAGAACCAAGACCAGACCAUGCCUAUUGCUGCGUGGAGAUGGGCCUGGGCAUGAUUCAAGCUAUUGAACAGUUCUGCCGGGAGAAGAGAGAAAUGGUGAACAUGAGGGUGGGUGUCCACACUGGCACUGUGCUAUGUGGUAUCCUGGGCAUGAAGCGCUUCAAGUUUGAUGUUUGGUCAAAUGACGUCAACCUGGCCAAUCUAAUGGAGCAACUGGGAGUGGCUGGGAAGGUCCAUUUAUCACAGGCUACUGCCAACUUCCUGGAUGACCGGUACCAGCACGAAGACGGACAGGUCAAUGAGAGAAUAGGACAGAGUGUGGUGGCUGACCAGCUCAAAGGACUGAAAACUUAUUUGAUCUCUGGCAGGAAGAUAGAGUCUCACUCCCACUGUAGCUGCUCGCAGUUGGGCUUGGCUGGACUGGAGCAUGCAGAUCCUCUGUAUCCCACGCCCAGAGUGCACACUCCUGAUGGAGCCUCUUCAGCCUGCAUCGUGGCCCCUGAUGGAGCCAAUUCUCCCUGUCCGUCCUGCAGUGCUGUCCAGAUAUCAGGGGAAGAUCAGGUUCUGGAGGAAGGUGCAGUGCACACUGGCUGCCAUGAUGACCCCAAAACCAGCAGCUCCAAGGACUCUUCAGAUCUCAAGUGUUCCCCAGUGGUUUCUGCAGGGCGCAGCCCUAAGGCUCUGAACGGCCUGCUCAGUCCUCGGCUAGAAGCACUGAACAACAGCCAUACGUCUCUGUGUGAGAUGCUGCAAGAGAAGGAGAAGAAGACGUGGAGUGGGGGAGCAAUGGGAAUGGAUCACUCAGCGCUUAUCCCUUUGCGAUCUAAGAACUUCAGGGAAAGGAGUGAUGCCCACUUUGUGGAUGUUAUCAAAGAGGAUGGCCUUAUGAGGGACUAUUUCUACAAACCUCCCAUAAACAGACUGAGUGUCACCUUCCCGGAGAAGAGCCUGGAGGCCGCUUACCGGAUAAGCUACCAGGAGGAGGUGNAGUCCAAAGCAGCAGUGCAGACAUUUGCCAGCCCAACAUUCAGUUCUUUCCUGGACAUGUUGCUGUGCUGUUCAAUAUUUCUUGCUCUCUCCCUGGCCUGUUUCCUUCCACCGCUUGUCACCCAGCAGAGUCUGUCCACACCGGUGCUCAUUGUGACAGCUGUAGCCGCCCUGCUGGAGGCUCUGGCUCUGCUCUUUGCUAUACGGGUGGCUUUCUACCUGGACACCGUGCUGAACUGCACUCGAGUGCUGAUGAGAGCAGUUUCAGGAUGGAUACCUCGUCACUUUAUAGGAGCUGUUCUGGUGUCCCUUCCUGCUGUGGCUGUCUUCUCCCAUGUCACCUGUGACAUGCAUCUCUCCAUUCAGUUCACCAUGUUCAUUUGCUGUGCUGUCGUCAUAGCUAUCAUUCAAUACUGUAACUUCUGCCAACUCAGCUACUGGAUACGUUCAACUCUAGCAACACUGGUGGGACUGGCACUGCUUUCCUUACUCUUCAUUUCCCCCUGCAGUGUUACUAAGAGUUUGUUUUUCUGGUCUAUUUGGCAAAACAGCAGCAACAGCUCCAUUGUCAUGUCUGACAGCUCAGUGGACCGUGACCCACAGCCCCAUCCGCAGGACCUGCUGGGCCCUGAGGUCUGUGUGGCCUUUUUCCUGCUCCUUCUCCUGGUCUGGUUCCUUAACCAUGAACUUGAGGUUAGUUACCGCCUGCAUUAUCAUGGCAACGUGGAGGCUGAUCAACACCGCAUCAAAAUCCAGAACAUGAGAGACCAAGCUGACUGGCUGCUUCGCAAUAUCAUCCCCAUCCAUGUGGCAGAGCAGCUGAAGGUCACCCAGAGCUACUCCAAGAACCAUGACAAUGUGGGAGUAAUAUUUGCCAGUAUUGUUAACUUCAGUGAGUUUUAUGAAGAAAGCUAUGAGGGAGGCAAAGAGUGCUAUCGUGUCCUCAACGAACUAAUUGGUGACUUUGAUGAGCUGUUACGGAAGCCUACCUUCACGAACAUUGAAAAGAUCAAGACCAUCGGUGCCACGUACAUGGCAGCAGCAGGUCUCAAUGCGCAGCAGUGUGCAGAUGCAGCACAUCCUCAUGCCCACCUCCGUGCUCUUUUUGAAUUUGCCCUAGAAAUGAUGCGCGUGGUGGAUGACUUCAACAAGAACAUGCUGGGAUUUGGCUUCAAGCUUCGCAUCGGAUUCAAUCACGGGCCCCUAACAGCAGGAGUGAUUGGCACCACUAAGCUUCUCUACGAUAUUUGGGGCGACACAGUCAACAUUGCCAGUCGCAUGGAUACAACAGGUGUGGAGUGUCGUGUCCAGGUCAGUGAGGAGAGCUAUUGUGUGCUCAAUGCCAUGGAUUAUGAGUUUGAUUACCGUGGCACAGUUAAUGUCAAAGGCAAAGGUCAGAUGAAGACUUACCUCUACCCUAAGAGCAGUGACAGUGGCCCUGUGCCACAGUACCAACUCUCAGUUUCACCAGAAAUCAGGGCACAAGUAGAUGGUAGCAUUGGGCGCUCACCCACUGAUGAAAUUGCUAGCAUGGUGCCAACAACCAGCAUGAAUGCAAGAAGCACCAGUACUAUGGUACCCAGUGCCAGCGCUGGUUCUUCAACAACAAGGCUUAGUCAUGAGAAAGAGGUAGGCGGUCAUGAAAGAUGCCUCUCUACAGAGAUCUGUCAUGCCAGAAGAUCUAUGUCUCACAGUGGUCUGACAUCUAUACCUGUUACCAGUCUUGAGGGACCUCUUUCUGCAAAUAACAAACAGCUCAUCAUCUCAUCCUCAGUCCAGCAAAACACACUCCAAAAUUCAACAAAGGAUGAUUAUGAUGUUGGAGAGUUAACCAAACUUUAAGAAUUUUCUACAAGGGCACUGUUAUCCUUUACCCUUUAAGCUCUUGUUCCUGCCAGUUAGCAUCUGUAGAAUUGCUGUGCAUUUGGUCCUACCAAAAGACCCAUAGGCCUCAUCUCUGCAUUAGCCAGGCAGUGGGUUGUUUGUAGUGUAAAUCUGAUUGUCUGAUAUUAUCAGUGGAGGGUGCUGGGCAGAUCACAGAGAGAGUCAGACAGAAGAAAUGGGUAAAUGUGAUGAGUGACUCUGAACAUUCUCUUGCCUUCUAACAGAUCCCAUUGUGUCCCAUUAACUUACUUGAUUAUCUUUACACUAUUAAUCUUGAUUGUCUUUUAAGUGCCUUUAGAAUAGACUAAUGUGUAGACUAAGCCAUUUUGAGUAAGAGAAGAAUUAUAUACAAGGAAAACUGUAACCUUUUUUGGAAAUUGCUUUUCUUUUGUUACAAUUUUACUUUGUAAACUGCUAUGAUUGCUGUGAUAUUUUGCCUUUUAUUCACAGAGGUCUGCAAGCUAAUCCUGCAUAUGGAAAGUGCCACAAUGUGAGCAGUGAAGGGAAAUAAUGUUGCUGCAAUAUAUGUAUUAGUAAAAUCUGCACUAAAAUGCAGUGUGAAAACCAGAAAACUUAAUGAAAGGCAGAGCAGAGAUUAAUCAAUACAGGCUAGAGGUGGACGGGGCCAAGGUGCAUGUCGUAUGAGUGCAUUUGAAUGCAUACAGUGUGUGUGUGUGUGUCUCUGUGUAGUAAUACAAUCAUGGUGGGUUUAAUGAAGUGAGGUGUUUAUGAAUGACUCAGCUGAAUUGGUGAAACUGCAGGAUGACAAACAGAUUAGGAACACAGCCCAAAAAAUUCUUGUUUUCCUGUUGUGGCAGCUUUUUCAUCUGGCCUUGGAAUAAUCUAGCACUUAAUCAGCAUGCUUGCAACAACAACACCAUAGAUAAGGCUAACUUCUACUAGUGUUUGUGUCCUUCCCCAUGAUCCAGGUUCUAAACACUCAAGCUGUGUUUAGUGUUAAUGAGUAUUUCAGUGUGAGGUAUUGCUGUACGCUGUGAGUUUAGAUCAAUUAAUGAAAACUACCCGAGUUUGUUAUGGAUUACACUGUGUUUUAAUUGAUAGUGCUUGUAAGAUAUGAAUAAUCAAAGUGGAAUAUCACAAAUGAAGACUGAAUUUGAUCUUUUCACACGAAUCUCCUUUCUCUGAUUUCUGUGAUUUGAAUUACUAAAUGCAAACAGCAUGAAGUAUUAUCUGCUUCAUUUUUGCAGUGGCAUAAAACUUAAUGUAAUAGACCUAUAAAUGCAAAGAUGGUGCACCAAAUGUAUUUCAUAUUAGAUUUUUCACUCUUUUCUUUUUGACUUCAUUGAUUUCGUGCUAGUCCAAUAUGUCAGAUAGGUAAUGAAAUCAAACAGAUUAAACUGUACAUUUCACUUAUUAUUGUUACAGUUUUUCUUUAUUAGCGUGUUUCUUAGCAAAAGGAUUGUGUGCUCAGAGGCAAAAACACAUUACCAUCAAAUGCACACGAGUCUUAAUUUUGACAUUUAAUAACCUGAACAGCAGAUUAACAACCUCAGUUUUAAAUUAGCAUUUUAUUCUUUUAAGUAAUAAUAUUAAGUAUUGCACAAAAACAAAGAGCCAGUUUGCCUUUUUUAUCAAAUAAUUUAAAAUUUAAACAAUCCUAAUAAUUUGUUUUUCUUUGUGUGAAAUUCACUUGUGCCUUUUAACUUUCAACUUGGAGUUGAACUUAUCUUUUUGUUCACUGUCAGCUUUAAAUUGCUUUUCAUUUAUAAGACUGACUAUUUUACAAGCGCCUGUGAUAUGAGUAUUUACUUUUGUGCUUAAAGCAAACUUAAUUUUGAUGGUCAUAAAAUUUGAGCAGUGCCUUUUCUUAAUGUGUACAAAUAAAUGUAAACAUACCAAACAUUUUCUACAAAAAUUGGCCUUAUUGCAGUUUUUGAAUUCCUUUUUGUUUGGCCUUGCAUUUUGUACUGUAUUUAUUGCUCAGAAGGAGUUGUGGUUGUUUUAAAUGCAAUAAAAGUUAACCAUAACUGGUCUGAAAGGUAAAACGAUCUUUUCGCUUAUGAGCACACAACCCUUGCACCAGCCCAAAAUUUGUGUUUGAUAUACUAAAAUAAAAGGGAUGGUCAAGAUAAUAUUUGUUAUUAUCCAGUGUUUAAAGUAAUAAAUCUGGAGUGUUCUGGUUUAGUCUUGUAUUUGCGACAAACAUGAACUAUAAGAUAAGGGUGUCAACUCAAAUUUGAUUGCCAACUCUUUUUUUUAACUUCAAAAGCUUUUCUGUUUAUGUGCUUGGACUUAUUGAGAUGUAAGUGACAUUCUAAACAGAAUGACAAACUGACAAAAUCUUGAUGCCAAAGAAUGUCAUUACCAUCUCGUGAAUUUUCUUUGUAUAUUAUGACUUCUCUCUUCCUUAAUUUACAGAUUGUGUUGUGCAUGUUUAAGAAAGAUAAUUUAUAAUUUCACCCACAUUUGACAUUUGCACAAGGCAUUCAGUUUUUAUGUACAGUACCUUUAUACUAUAUAGUAUCUGAGCAUUUUUUAUUAUUUCUAUAAAUGCAUGUACUAGAGUAUUAAAUAUAAAAAACGGAAUAAUUUUAACAGUGUUUGAAAAAUGUGUGUUGUGUUUGCCUGCAUGUGUGUAAAAUUUAUGGGGAUUUGUAAAACUGUGUGGUUGUAUGGGAUGCUCUAAACUUAGCCCUUUUUUCAACUUUAUCAUCUCAAGAUCUCUGACAUGCUAGGAUAAUAAUGUUUCAAUCCAUACAGGUUUUCUUUUUCUUUCAAACUGGCUAAAUAAAAUUGGUGAAACUGCAGGUAGGAAGUAUUUCUAUGACCUGCUACAGUCAAGCUUAAUGAAUUGUUGCCUUCAAUGGAAAUGAUUUUGUAUAUAGCAUGCUAAUAGGUAUGCAAGUAAAGGUUAAAAAUGAAUAAAAUCAGUUGCUGGGAAUUGUUGUCCUGUUGAAUUUAUAGCUUAUACCCUACAUCCAGUUCUUUAUUUACCAGUGGUGG
Monopterus albus (swamp eel) is the source of this 8595-nucleotide messenger RNA. RefSeq names its product adenylate cyclase 9 (gene adcy9b). Lineage: Eukaryota; Metazoa; Chordata; Actinopteri; Synbranchiformes; Synbranchidae. The record is from RefSeq and is a predicted model, not a curated record. The coding region runs from base 1288 to 5589 and encodes 1433 amino acids. Gene Ontology annotation, biological process: adenylate cyclase-activating G protein-coupled receptor signaling pathway; intracellular signal transduction; cyclic nucleotide biosynthetic process. Gene Ontology annotation, molecular function: adenylate cyclase activity. Gene Ontology annotation, cellular component: plasma membrane. The transcript has 11 exons.